GGCCGAGUUUAAAGCUGCAUGUCCGGAACUCAUGGCAUCAUGUUACCUGCGUUCGUCGUCGAGUGGGCAAACCCGUUUCCCUCGUCUCCAGCGAGGAAAACUAUCCCCUACCUCACAUCAAGAACUACGGAAACCCAGGAAAUCAGUCAUGGAGUGCGAUGUAUGUCAGCACAGUCCUUCAAGGCAUCAGAGCUUCAAAUUGAGUUUUGUACACCAGACCAGCUAAAGCAAAAGCCACCUGUUUCUGAAUUAGUGUUUGGACGUAAUUUUACAGAUCAUAUGCUAGAAAUUUAUUGGAAUGCGUCUAGUGGAUGGGGUCAGCCAAGAAUAACACCUUUCCAUGAUCUUAGAAUGCACCCAGCGGCCAAAGUAUUGCACUACUCUGUUGAGUUAUUCGAAGGCAUGAAGGCUUUCAGAGGCAAUGAUGAUGAAAUUAGACUAUUUCGACCAGAAAAAAAUAUGGAACGUAUGAACAGAACUGCAGCCAGGUCAUCUCUACCCACUUUCGAUGGGGCAGAGUUGAUUGAGCUUCUCAAGAAAAUAGUCAGCAUAGAUCAGGAGUGGGUCCCUCAUGCAGAAUCAUCUAGUCUUUAUUUACGUCCUACCAUGAUUGGAACAGAACCUACGUUAGGUGUCCAAGAGCCAACGGAGGCCCUUCUUUUUGUUAUCAUGUCUCCAGUUGGUCCAUAUUUUUCUAGUGGAUUUAAACCUGUGUCCUUGCUAGCUGAUCCUAAGUUUGUCAGGGCAUGGCCAGGUGGAUGCGGUAUGAUGAAGAUGGGAUCAAAUUAUGGACCAACACUUGCUAUUCAGAAAACUGCAGAAAGGCAAGGGCUUCAGCAAGUUCUAUGGUUAUUUGGACCAGAGCAUAGAAUUACUGAAGUUGGUGCUAUGAAUCUCAUGGUGUUCUUUGACAAGGGAAAUGGAGAGAAGGAGCUAGCAACACCUCCACUUGAUGGUUUGAUAUUACCAGGUGUAACCAGGGAUUCCUUGUUAUCAUUAGCACGGGAGUGGAAUGAAUUCACAGUUUCAGAGAGGGAUAUUACGAUGGCAGAAAUAGUUCAAGCUGAAAGUGAAGGCAAACUGCUUGAAGUCUUUGGAGCGGGAACUGCAGCAGUAGUUACGCCUGUUGGUGCAAUACAUUAUGGUGAUAAGAUUAUCAAAAUUCCAACAAUGGAACAUGAAAAGCCACUGACCCAAAGAUUCUUUGAUUCAAUUAAAGAUAUUCAGUAUGGUAGAGUAAAACACCCGUGGAGCGUACCUAUUGAAUAGUAAAUUUGUGAUUGUCUUUUGUAGGUUGUAUACAAUUAUGUACAUUUUAGGAAAAGCUAUUUUGGUAAAUAGUCCAAUUCUCAAUGUAUUUUUGAGUUAUUUAUUGUACAGUAUUUAUAUACUGCACUUAGUGCAGUCUGCCAAGUUGUGAAUGCAAGGGGAUGUGAAGUAAAGAGAAAUAAGUUCACUGAUAAGAGCCACUUUCCAGUAAGGUUACACAUUAGUUAUAUUCCCCAUAGAUUAGGAACCACUGUUAAUCAGGUACAUUUAGUUGAGGAAUAGGCUCUUUCAUUAACUAUUACCUUGCUGAAGGUAUAGAUUGAACUGAUUGAUCAGCUUGUGUUACGUAUUAAUUUUGUGAUAUGUAGCUUUAGGAGUACAUAUUUUCAUAGGUUAUAUCUUUUUUAGAUGGAUUUUUUUUAGUUUUUUAGUAGCUAUUUUUCCAAGAAUCUAUUUUUAUUUAACUGAGUUGAUUUUGUUAUGAUAUUGUGAUGUAGAUUAUAGAUUCUUCUAGAUUCAUUUCACUGAUAAAUUUACUCGACCAGAAAUAAAAAUAUUUUACA
Messenger RNA from Macrobrachium nipponense, 1832 nucleotides. It is a transcript of the gene Bcat, whose product is annotated as branched-chain-amino-acid aminotransferase, cytosolic-like. The record is from RefSeq and is a predicted model, not a curated record. Gene Ontology annotation, molecular function: branched-chain-amino-acid:2-oxoglutarate transaminase activity. The transcript is spliced from 8 exons. NCBI's taxonomy places the organism in Eukaryota, Metazoa, Arthropoda, Malacostraca, Decapoda, Palaemonidae. The coding region runs from base 19 to 1269 and encodes 416 amino acids. Gene Ontology annotation, biological process: L-leucine biosynthetic process; L-valine biosynthetic process. Gene Ontology annotation, cellular component: mitochondrion.